AUGAUUGAAAUAAGAAGACCACUAUCAGAAAAGAAUUUAGGAAAUAGAUCAAGUAAAGACUUAUAAAGACCAAAUUCAUCUAAUUUACAAUAAAAAUAGAAUUUAUAGACUAUGAAAAGUUCUAUCUAAUUACAAAAACAAAAUCAAAACUUUUAUUCCAAAUAUUUUAGUAGUAAAGAUUAAAAAGAAAAUAUUGAAAUUCGUUCAAAUGUAGAAAGAAACCCAUCAGCUAAAUCAAAAUAAACACCUUAAGAUUAUAAAAAAUUGUAAGAUAAACUCCUCUAUCUUGAAAAUAAAAUCUCAUCCAUCAAAUCUCAUAUAGAUAAUAGUUAGAGAUAAUCUAAAAAUAGUAUAGCAUCAAAGUUUUUCUCAUAAAACACCUAAAAUAAUUAAAAUUCUACAUCUGUUUAAAAGUCUGUGUAAAUUGAUUUCACAAAUAGAGGAUAGAAGGAAUUGAAAGAAUAAAAAGAAUUAAGAGAAUUUGCAUCUCAAUAACAGAAUAAAUUAAAAUCAAGUACUCUAGUUAAUAAUAGCAAUGAAUACAAAUCCUCUAUUGAAGGUACAAUAAUUAAGAAACCAAGUUUAUCAACUUUUGUUACUUAAGUUAAAGCUCCGGUGUCUGAUAAUAAAAAUAAUUUUAAAAAUCUAAAACCAGAUUCUGCUAAGGCUGGUAGUUCAAUUAAAACAAAUUUUAAAAGGAAAAACUCUCAAGAAAAAACAGUAGAGUCUUCAUUUUUAUAUUAUAUAUCUUCAAUUAUUAAAGGUUACAUGCAACCUGAAAUAACAAGGCCAAUAGAAUUAAUAAGAGAACAUUUACUUUAAACAAUGUAAGCAUCCUUAUUCUAAAAAUCUGUAAAAAUAAUUUCAAAUGUUGAAGAUAAAAAAAUAAAUUUACCCUCCACAAAUAAGAAAACAAUUGUUUUUGAUUUGGAUGAAACACUUAUUCAUUGCAAUGAAUCAAUACAAGUUCCAGGAGAUGUAAUUUUACCAAUUAAAUUCCCAUCUGGUGAAAUUAUAGAGGUAUAUUAAACUUAAUUUUAGGCUUCAAUUAACAUUAGACCAUAUGCUUAGUAAGUGUUAUAGACUUUAAAUAAGCAUUUUGAGAUUAUAGUAUUUACUGCAUCUCAUUCUUGUUAUGCAAAUGUAGUCAUUGAUUAUUUAGAUCCAAAUAAAAAUGUGAUAGCUCAUCGAUUUUUUAGAGAUAGUUGUAUGUAAACUGAAGAAGGAGCAUACAUUAAAGAUUUAAGAGUAAUUGGUAAUAGAUCAUUAAAUGAAAUGGUUUUAGUGGAUAAUGCAGCAUAUUCUUUUUGUAUUUAACCAUUAAAUGGAAUUCCAAUUAUUAACUAUUAUGAUAAUAAAAUGGAUUAAGUAUAUUAUUAUUGUUAUUAUAGGAAUUACUCUAUCUAUAAAAUUAUUUGAUGUCAUUAAGAACAGUUAGAGAUGUUAGAUAAUACAAUAGUUAAAAUCUUAAAUUAAAUAAAUUUGCUCAAUUUACCGAUCCUAUUGAGUUAUUGUAAUCUCUUCAUAAAGAUUAUAUCCCUUGA
Paramecium sonneborni is the source of this 1544-nucleotide messenger RNA. The record is from the annotation of a GenBank genome assembly. NCBI's taxonomy places the organism in Eukaryota, Ciliophora, Oligohymenophorea, Peniculida, Parameciidae.